Mollisia scopiformis is the source of this 2247-nucleotide messenger RNA. RefSeq lists its product as uncharacterized. The record is from RefSeq and is a predicted model, not a curated record. The transcript is spliced from 5 exons. NCBI's taxonomy places the organism in Eukaryota, Fungi, Ascomycota, Leotiomycetes, Helotiales, Mollisiaceae. Bases 1 to 2247 code for a protein of 748 amino acids.
AUGUCGGCUAGGCCAGUGUGGUCGACCGAUGACCUGGUGUCACUCCUUGCAUGGCUUGACUUUUCUAUACAUCAAGGAAUCAAUUUCGCAGAUACUAUUGAGAAACAUUUGGCGAUCUCGAAAAAUAUUUCACAAAGCGAUGACUAUCCUUUCACCAAAUUGCAAAUACAAAACAAACUUUUGGGUUGUAUUCGUGGGCAAUCGGUAAAGCUUGCUACUCUCCUCAAAGUAGGAUCGUCAUGUAUCCUUAGGCUUGAUGAAGCCACCAGACACGAAAUCAAUACCACAGUCCAACGAUACACGGAUAACCCCAGCUUCACCCAGCAAUCAGCGUUUGCCAUCUCCUCAGCACGAGGUUCGGCGGUGGCCCAUUUCCGCGAAGCAUGUCAGACAGGAUCUUCACCGAAGAGCGCUAUAGGUGCCGCAGAACUGUCAUCAUCAGCGGUCUCAAGGCGACAUGACGCUCCCUUGUGCUCGAACGAAGACCAUAAUCAACUUCGUGAACAGCACUGUCGAGAGAUUGACUUGAUCCGAAAGGAGUGGCAGAGAGAGUCAUCCGACUACCUUCGACGCGAGAAACAACUCAGACAACGAGAAACAGAGUUAUCUGCGAAGAUUAUCCACCUCGAGAUGGCGCGAGAUAGCAGGAUGGCUCUCAACAAAGACCCCUUGGAAUAUCAGCUAUACUUGAAAGACAAGCAAAUCUGGGACAGCGACCAGAGAAUCAGGAAAAUGCAGGAGCAGAUGCGCUUCACAUCCAAAAACGCCUCUCCAACGAUAUUCACAGAUCUAUCUAUGCUGGUAGAUCGUUCGAUGAAGAUGUUCGAAGCAGAGCUGGGCUCAAUUUUACAUGGUCAUCAUAUUGCGAAUGGUCUUCAGUUACCGACGCAACAGUCCCGUGAACUGUACAACUUGGUACAAUCCGUCCACGGCUGUACUGAUGAACGACGUAGUGAAGGUCAACGGCUUCGUACAUGGAUUCUGAAGUUCGAGCCGGAAGCUGUAAUCAAAACACUUACGCUUGCCGCUCUACGAGAGUGGGUUUUUCAUUCUGGACUUCUCGCGUAUGUGGAUAAGGAUUCUCAACUCCUUCACGCUUACCGUGAUGCUAUUAUGGUCCAAGAUGGUUGGCGAAGUCUUCGCAAUCUAGAAAUAACGGCAUACAGUUCUCUGAUUGAGUCCCAUGAAUUCCAACAAGUCUUCAUUCCGAAACGAUCUGCUGAGUUUGCUUCUCGUUUGACAGCAACAUUAGCCAUUCUGUUCCCAUCCUCACACUAUGAAGCACCAAAUCGCUCAUUCGAAUCUUGGGGCGAUACUCAGGAAGUCUGCGACCAUCGACACUCCCGGUUGAUCGACAUAUUCCAGACUGCUUUGAAACUCAAAGCAGCCACGGUCACCGUCGAUCGUGAUUACGAAUUCAUUGUCUAUCCACCUAGGACCUCACUUCCACUUAACCAUAUCUCUCAGAAAGAGUUAACUUGGCUUCAAGCAUCGAUGCGCACUUAUGAGUUGCGAGCGUCUGGGCCAUCGGGGCAGCUGAUGGAUGCCCUUGUUCGUCCCGAAAACUUUGUGGUCGAGACCGGCACCGCUCCGACACGCCCUGUGAUACACGAAAGCAUCAUAUCAUCGUCUGAAGCUGAUGUAGCCGGAAUUUCGCCCGGUAGAGCAAAUCACAGAGCCACCGCUUCCCGUAACACGGCUGUUCAUUCGCAAGAAGCUCAGAGGAAGCAUCCAGGGGCAAAUGUUCGCAGCGCCACAUCCCCGUCUGUGCCACCGGGUGGCAUGGUUAUGGACAGCAUAGAUCAUGAAAUAUCCAGCUCAAGCACUGCGUCGGAUAGGGAACUUGAAGCUACUUCGUUCCGAGAACUGACUACGUGGAAAAUCCCAACAUGCGAUAUCUGCAAAGCAACUUUCUCAAAACUGUCCAAUCUGCAGUCACACCAAGAGAAUAGACUUGCAAUCUGUGCCCUGAAAUUUGUCAAAAUUUAUCUGAGCUUCGCCGCCAUCAUAAUGCCAAGCAUUUUGCAACUCAUUUUUCCGGCAGCCGCCGUGAGCGAUCCGGAUCCACACAACAAAUGUUACCUCCUGGACAAAUAUUUCAAUGAACCCUUUGCGGCAAAAUAUACUUCUACGAAAAGCCUUUCCAGACACAUGUCAACAACAAAUCUUGCAUUUGGUGCAAGCAUUGUGAAGAGUGGUUCGAAGAUCGUUAGCUUUAUGAUAAACAUUGCGCAAAAAACCAUUUAG